AUGUCGAUUGUCUUAAGACACCGUUUCCUUGUCAUAGACUUUUUCGCCGUUCCAUUUCUCACAAGACACGGAAUCGCGUUUCACUACAUCUCUCGUAACUCUGUGUUACAUGUUCAUCAAAAGGUUCCAAUCUCCGCUUUGAAACGCUCAAGAAAAUCUCCUUAUAAACCUUCAAAGCCCUUGCAAACUAAACCGGUUCCGGUACAUAAAAAGCCGAUUCAAGCUCUGAGCACGAUCAACACUGUACUCCCGCUGAAUCAAGAACAAGAACUGCUUGAUGGUUCGUCGAUCACAGCUAAACCUGACGAGCUAGUUCAUGAGAAGUCGUUUCAAGCUCCGAGCACGAUCAAGACUGUGUGGUCGCAGAAACCAGAGAAAGAACGGUUUGCUAGUUCGGUCACAAUAGGUGCUGCUCCGUCGCCUAGACACGUUCCGGUUCCAAUGUUCUGUCUUAAGAGAGAAGAUUAA
This is a messenger RNA of Eruca vesicaria subsp. sativa (arugula), 468 nucleotides long. Lineage: Eukaryota; Viridiplantae; Streptophyta; Magnoliopsida; Brassicales; Brassicaceae. The record is from the annotation of a GenBank genome assembly.